AUGCUUGAAGAUUUCUAUCAUGUUCUCGUGACAGAUAAAUACAGACACAAACGACCGCUAUUUCCUAUGGGUUGCGUUUCUCUGGAGACCCCGGCCUGCGCCAUCCAGCCUCUCUGCCAUGUGCCGGUGUGGCCUUCAGCACAAGGCCCCGAGGCGCAGUGGCCGAUGUUGCUUCAGGUCUCCAUCCUGGACAGACAGGCAUGGAAACAGUGCGAAGGUGAUGCUGGGAACAGUACAACCUCAUUCAAAGAACACAGACUGCUGAGAGCGGAGGAUUCAUUCAGUUGUUCGGGCUUUGAAGGAAAAGAUAAUUUCCAUUUGGUUAGUCUGUUGCUGAUCGGGAUUGCUGCUUGGGGCAUCGGCUUCGGGCUGAUUUCCAGUCUCCGAGUGGUGGGCGUGGUCAUCGCAGUGGGUAUCUUCCUGUUCCUGAUCGCGCUGGUGGGGCUGAUCGGUGCUGUGAAACACCAUCAAGUGUUGCUGUUCUUCUAUAUGAUUAUUCUCUUACUUGUAUUUAUUGUUCAGUUUUCUGUGUCUUGUGCUUGCUUAGCCCUCAAUCAGGAGCAACAGAGUCAGCUUCUGGAGGUUGGUUGGAACAACACGGCAGGUGCUCGAAAUGACAUCCAGAGAAAUUUAGAUUGCUGUGGAUUCCGAAGUUUUAACCCAAAUGACACCUGCCUGGCUAGCUGUGUGAAAGAUGGCCAUCUGUGCCCACCGUGUGCUCCGAUAAUAGGACGAUAUGCUGGAGAGGUUUUGAGAUUUGUCGGUGGCAUCGGCCUCUUCUUCAGUUUCACAGAGAUCCUGGGUGUUUGGCUGACCUACAGGUACAGGAACCAGAAAGACCCUCGUGCUAACCCUAGUGCAUUCCUUUGAUGAACAAACAAGAAGAAUCCUUCACGUCCGGAUUUGGUCCAUCUUCUCUAGUUUUAAGUUAAGCUAAUUUGCCCAUUUAAUCAAGGAAACAGUGUCUGAAAAAUUGCAUUAUCAACAGUGGAAAUAUAUAUUUUUAUUCUUAUUUUUCUCUAAAUGUUUUUCUUCCAUGGCUGAAAGAAAAAGGAAACCCAAGGUGUCUUCUGACCCUCAGUGGUACCUGUAACCUACUGUACUCACAGUGUUCGGCACUGUCCACUGUGGCCUUCCUUAGCAUUUUUCUCUGCAGAAAUCCUUUGUAUGACACUACUGUGUUGGCCAUAUUGUGAAACUACAUAUACAUUUCACUGGAAUAAUUGUGUGUAGCACUGUACUGUGUAGAUAGUUCCCACUGGAAAGAGUUAAUGUCUGUCCCUAAGGACAAGACAGUAAGAGCUUCUAUAAUGUUAAAUUCAGUAAGGGAAAUCUAAACUCCCAAUAUUUUUUGUCUUUUAGGAAAGAUGUGUUGUGGUGAAAAGUGUUAAUAUGAAAGUGAUAAUUUAGUUCUAGUAGCCUUUCAUGAUUACACCAAUGUAUUGUAGAAAUAGCUAUGUGUUUAGGAGAUUGUGGUUUUGUCUUUGACUUUCACAGGUAAGUGCAAAGGAGAAGUGAUCUCAUGAAGUGUUCUAAUGUAUAAGCAUUUAUCUUCAGCUUUCAAAAUGGAAUGACUUUCAGAAAGUAUAUAUAAUCUCGAUAGUCUUUUUUAAUAAUUUGAACUCCAAAAGACAGCAUUUUAAAACAAUUUACUAUUCAUGUGUUGGCCCAUGUAACAAGAAGAUAUUUGAUGGUCUUAAAAAUUGUUAAAUAACUUUUUCAUGAAAUUUCUCUGUAUUGUAACAACAACUUGUCAAAUUCAAGCAUAUUUGACUGUGAUAACCCCCAUAAUUUGAAAUUGAAAUCACGUUGUGGUUCUGUAUAUUAAGUUAAAAAAAUUAAAAGUGGAAACCUUUCUUUGUGCAUCCAUGUUUGAAUUAAAAGAAGGUAAUGGAAGAAUUGA
Messenger RNA from Chinchilla lanigera (long-tailed chinchilla), 1903 nucleotides. It is a transcript of the gene Tspan13, whose product is annotated as tetraspanin 13. The transcript has 7 exons. Lineage: Eukaryota; Metazoa; Chordata; Mammalia; Rodentia; Chinchillidae. The record is from RefSeq and is a predicted model, not a curated record. Gene Ontology annotation, cellular component: membrane. Bases 1 to 870 code for a protein of 289 amino acids.